GCCAGCACUGAGCUCAGAGUUUCCAUCAGGAGCACUCGCUUCCCACGACAGCAGCAGCAGGGAGCACAGCCCUGUCCUCCCAGGGUCCCAGCAGGCAGCACUGGGAGGUUGCUCCUGCUCGCUCUCGGCAGGAUGUGUGACCACACUGGAUUUUGGAAGGGGAAGGGGGGGAGAAGGGGGGCAAGCACUGCCACAGGGUUCUGAUGAAAAGGAUAGGGUAUCCUGUCAAAAAAAGUGGAGGGGCUGCUGCCCCCCCCAAGACAGCAGCCACCCCUCUGUGCAAUGCUGGAAAAGCCAGCCUGGUCUGUGCCAGCUCUCCCUGGGGACCCGUGUCUCCCUGCAGCCUCUGUAGCUGGGGAGGAGCACAGCCAUAAUGUUGCCAAGAGUAGGAUGUGCCCUCGGCCAGGGCUCAGAGGUCCAGGGAAUACCCAGUGCCUGUGGGAGCAAGGGACAGGCACUGUGCAGGACCCCAGCUCAGGACCCAUUCCUGCCCUGCAGAGCCAGCGAGAAGCUGAGUCCUUUUGGCACAGGAUGGCACCAGGGCAAGGGGCUGCUUCUGGCUGCAGGGCACGGGGGGUGUGCAUGGCCAUCCAGGCUGCGCUCUGCGAGGCAGCGGCGGGGCACCGACAGCUGGUGCUGCAGUUGGGGGGCAGUGCUGAUGGCCCCCAGCUGCGCGAGGAACGGCACAGGAGGAGCGUGGAGGUGCGAGAGCUCAGUGUUGGGCUGCAGAGUGCACUGCUGGCAUGGCUGCAGCAGGCUGCGGGCCCCCAGGAGCGGCGAGAGCUGGAGCGGCUGUGGGUGCUCUUCCUCUCUGCCCUGGAGCUCUUCCUGCAGGACCUGUGCUGUGCCCACCGCCUCUGCUGCACCUUCUCCCCAGGGGUGGGUGGUGUGACACCACUGUGCACUGGGCUGGGGGGGUGGCGAGGUGGGGGCCCCGAGCUGCCCCCAGCCCCCCCGUGCCUGGAGGAGGAGAUGGAGCAGGUGAGGGCAAUGCUGGUGGAGAUGGAGAGCACGGCCAACAUCCCACUAUGGACGGUGGAAUCCACGCAUGUGGUUGGGCCAGGGGAGGGCACAGCCCCCACGUCCCACAGGCCAGGGCCUGGCACUGGGUCCUGCUGUAGGGUGCUGUGAGCUGGGGGCAGGAAGUGCAGGGCUGACUUGGCUCAGGAGGAUGGGACCCCAUGUGCCGCCUCCCGCAGGGCGGUAAUAAAGCCCCGCCAUUACCUGA
This is a messenger RNA of Gallus gallus (chicken), 1228 nucleotides long. RefSeq lists its product as uncharacterized. Gene Ontology annotation, cellular component: neuron projection. The transcript has 2 exons. Gene Ontology annotation, biological process: G protein-coupled receptor signaling pathway. Bases 283 to 1131 code for a protein of 282 amino acids. NCBI's taxonomy places the organism in Eukaryota, Metazoa, Chordata, Aves, Galliformes, Phasianidae. The record is from RefSeq and is a predicted model, not a curated record.